UAGAGCAACACCGGUUAUCUCGUUAGAUGUGCGCAAUUAGAUAAUACAACAAAACUGAUUAACAGUGCUAUCAACUCAAAACAUUAACGUUGAAAUUCGCAUCUACAUAAUCACAUCCACACAAUUUUCACAAUAAUUUGUGAUUUGGAGAUACAUUACACACCACUAAAUAAACGCGUGGAAGUAAAUAAAAAAUCAGUUAAUAAAAAACGACACUGAUUAAAACUGAAUUCCCUGUCAUAUUAUUUGAGUGCAGUAAUUUUCAGGAAAAAAAUACAAUAAUCAACAAUUUGUUUUAUCCGGAAAGAUAUUGUUGAUAGUGUGAAGAAUGUGUGAGAAUUAGUCAUCAAUAUCCUGUAUUAAAUUGUAUUUCCGACUUUAGAUAUCUUAGAUUUUAAUCAUUUUUCGUGUGGAUUCAUGUGUUUUGGUUUAGUAUUGAAUAGAGUGGACGUUGAUUGAAAGAUUCCCGUCGGAAAAGCUGAGUAACGAACCUGAUUUGUACUAUACAACUUCCCAGAAAUCUCCACUCCAAAUAUUUCCAGCACUUUGAUAGGGAACCCAAAAAAUCAUACCCUGAGAAUUAAAUUAGUCUUGAAAUAUUAGAAAACCGAUUAAUCACAAAAAGUAGAUUAUUGAAGUAGAUCAAUUAUUGAUAACGUGAAACUUUAGAACAACAGGAUUCACCAAAGAAUAUGUAGGUAAUAAUGUAACUUAAGAGGAUCAAUUUUACGGUUGAUGUUCGGAUACAGGGAAAAAACUAACCAAAUUCUUAUCAAUUUUGAAUGCUCAAGAGGCUGUCAAGUGUAAUUCUGAGAAAAUCCCUGUGAAUAAUAGAGUUCGAUUCCAAAACCAGUGAGCCAGAGAUUUAUAUUCAACCGUGAGUUGGAGAGGAUUGUUUACUAAAUAUUUGUUUGUGAUUCUACUCUAAAUAUCAGACAUGCCCGAAAACAAAAAUAGAUUGACCGAAUUAUCUUGAACGGUUUUUACUGGAAGCUUUUAAUAUUUCUCCGUCUUCUUGACCCUAAUGAUGAUACCUUCAGUCACAUACAGCUGCACCUGAAAUAUCGAGAAUGCAUCGUAGUCAACCAAUUGGAUUGAUUUGUCUUCUUUUAACACAAGGAUGUUUGGCAUCACGACGGUUCAGGACUGAGUUCCUGCAGGACCUGCCCACACCAGGCACCGGUCCAUCCUUCGACAUCACAGUUCCCAAUAAUUUGACCGGCUUGGUUGGCAAGACUGCCUAUCUCAACUGUCGCGUCAAGAAUCUCGGCAACAGAACGGUAUCUUGGGUGAGGCACAGAGAUAUCCAUCUGUUGACUGUGGGGCGCUACACAUAUACGAGUGAUCAGCGGUUUGAGGCCGUGCAUUCUCCGCACACCGAAGACUGGACACUGAGGAUAAGGUACCCUCAGCGCAAGGACUCUGGCAUCUAUGAGUGCCAAAUCAGCACUACACCGCCUAUAGGCCACCCCGUCUAUCUUAAUGUUGUUGAGCCAAUCACUGAAAUAAUGGGAGGCAGAGACCUGUUCGUGAAUGAGGGAAGCACGAUCAACCUCACCUGCCAAGUGAGAUAUGCUCCAGAGCCUCCGCCGCUUAUGUCAUGGAGUCACAAUAAAGAAAUAAUCAAUUUCGACUCGCCCAGGGGUGGCAUCAGUCUGGUGACUGAGAAGGGUCUGGUGACCACCAGUCGGCUCCUGAUUCAGAAGGCACUGCAGGCCGACUCUGGCGUCUACACCUGCGACCCCUCCAACGCGGACUCGGCUCGUAUUCACGUGCACAUACUCAACGGUGAACAUCCAGCAGCCAUGCACCAUGGACAAGGGAGCAGCUCCUACUGUCCCAACGCAUUCCUCAUCCCCGCACUCCUGCAUCUGCUCUGGUCAAUCAUCUAGCAUCAACUGUCAUCCUAUCACGUGCAGUGUGCCUGUUGCUGUGUAUAGAUGAAACUCGACAAAACCUACAACACUGUCUUGGACAAAUCCAGCAAAAAACCAAGCAUUGUUGAACAAUAACGACAAUUUUCUAGUUAUUUUUUGAUAACAUUCCAUGUGUAAAAAGGUAACUCUUAUCCAUACAUAGGAUGUAUCUAUUAUCUGUACAUGUAUUAUAUAUAUAUACAUGUAAAUACAUGAUGUAUUUGUGUAUCUGUAAUGGAUAAGUUCUGAGCUUAGACCACUCGUCAAAAUGGAAAGGAAUUUUGAGGGUCACUGAAUUCGUAGACAACAUCACUUGCUGUGUUAAGAUCGAGGCAAAAUGCAUUGUGUGAAAAUGAAUCUUUCUUAUAUUUCGGGUAAAUGUUUUGGAUAAGGUUUAACAGACGGAAGAUCACUAGCCUCUCAAAGAUCACUAGUUUGAUCUGGAUCAUUAUGGUAAGGUCCACGUUAUAAUGGCAGUGAAAAGAAAUAGGAGAAAAACAUUGCCGAUUCACUGUCU
Nilaparvata lugens (brown planthopper) is the source of this 2433-nucleotide messenger RNA. It is a transcript of the gene dpr8, whose product is annotated as zwei Ig domain protein zig-8. Gene Ontology annotation, cellular component: neuron projection membrane. Bases 1071 to 1892 code for a protein of 273 amino acids. NCBI's taxonomy places the organism in Eukaryota, Metazoa, Arthropoda, Insecta, Hemiptera, Delphacidae. The record is from RefSeq and is a predicted model, not a curated record. Gene Ontology annotation, biological process: synapse organization. The transcript is spliced from 7 exons.